CCAUGGCCGAGGAUUGGUCUUCUUCUUCUUCUUCUUCCUCCCCAGUCUCCCCUAUUUUCUAUUACGCCCUAUAAUGAACCACAGUCUAAACCUCUUCUUCUCGGAAGAAGAUGGUGCCCUAUGCCAUUGACGCUCUGUAUUGCUCCGAGGAGAACUGGGAGGACGACAACGACGGCGAAACCCAAAGCGGUUCCACUAAUUUCAUCGCCGGACCCAAUUCUCCGAUUUUGGUGGAGGACAGUAGAUAUGUGUUUGAAGCCAAGACAAUAAAGAAAAUGGAGCUUCUUGUGCUCUCUACGCUUCAAUGGCGGAUGAAUCCUGUAACCCCACUUUCGUUUGUGGAUUAUAUCUCGAGGAGGCUCGGAUUCAAAGACCAUGUCUGCUGGGAAAUUCUUCGGCGGUGUGAACGAACCCUUCUCUCUGUCAUUUUAGAGUCAGAUUUCAUGUCCUUUCUUCCUUCUGUAAUGGCCACCGCCACAAUGCUGCACGUUUUCAAGGCUAUGGAGUCCCAGCUUGGCGUCGAAUAUAAUUCCCAGCUGCUAAUUAGCAUCCUCGGAAUCGAUAAGGGGAAUGUGGAGGAAUGCUGUAAGCUCAUCUCAGAUACAUCCAGAAGAAAUUGCAACCAACUUAAGAAGCGUAAAUUCGGGUCGGUUCCGGGCAGCCCGAACGGGGUCAUGGACGUGUCAUUCAGCUCCGAUAGCUCCAACGAAUCGUGGUCGGUGGCCUCGUCGGUUUCGUCCUCGCCGGAGCCUUUAACGAAGAAAAGCAGAGCAAAGGAUCAGUCUCUGGAGUCGGCGAGCCAUUCAAAUUUCCUCGACAUUCCUCGCUAGAUCCUCUCGAAUUCUCCUUCUUUUUGGUUUUUUUGUUUUUUAAUUUCCCCCCGGCAAUCCUUGUAUGUUGAAUAAGGAUCUCUAUAUUAUGUUAAAUUCUGCAAGUUAAAUUGCCUAACCAUCUCUGCAGUUUCUGCCCAGUCUUUGCUGCUGGUCAGAAUCAUUGUCCACUGAUUGUAGAGAUGGCUGGCAUUUUAUCCGGAUGCGAAGAACAUGAAUCUAUAACAAUGAAGAAGAAGAGUACUGCUAUUCCAUUA
This is a messenger RNA of Momordica charantia (bitter melon), 1087 nucleotides long. NCBI's taxonomy places the organism in Eukaryota, Viridiplantae, Streptophyta, Magnoliopsida, Cucurbitales, Cucurbitaceae. The record is from RefSeq and is a predicted model, not a curated record.